Oryza brachyantha (malo sina) is the source of this 3320-nucleotide messenger RNA. RefSeq names its product probable calcium-transporting ATPase 8, plasma membrane-type. Gene Ontology annotation, molecular function: ATP binding; calmodulin binding; P-type calcium transporter activity. The record is from RefSeq and is a predicted model, not a curated record. The coding region runs from base 155 to 3271 and encodes 1038 amino acids. NCBI's taxonomy places the organism in Eukaryota, Viridiplantae, Streptophyta, Magnoliopsida, Poales, Poaceae. Gene Ontology annotation, biological process: calcium ion transmembrane transport. The transcript has 7 exons. Gene Ontology annotation, cellular component: membrane; intracellular membrane-bounded organelle.
GGCCAAGUUGAAAGCUUCUUGCAGGAAAAGAUCAGUCCUUUUCCCUCUCUGGCUCUCUCUCUCUCUCUCCUCUCCGGCCGGGCAGAGUAUAGUACUACUGCUACUCUGCUAGGCUCGGCGCUGCUUCUCCGUGGUCACCGGCCACUGUACAGCGAUGGAGAAGCUGGACAGGUACCUGCAGGAGCACUUCGAUCUGCCGGCCAAGAACCCGUCCGAGGAGGCGCAGCGCCGAUGGCGGAAGGCCGUCGGCACCAUCGUCAAGAACCGCCGCCGCCGCUUCCGCUGGGUGCCCGACCUCGACCGCCGCUCCUUGGACAAAGCCAAGGUCCGCUCCACCCAGGAAAAGAUUCGUGUUGCCCUCUAUGUGCAACAGGCUGCACUCAUUUUUAGCGAUGGUGCCAAAAAGAAAGAGUACAAACUAACAGAGGACAUUAUUAAAGCUCGAUUUUCAAUCAAUCCAGAUGAACUAGCAUUGAUCACAAGCAAGCAUGAUUCGAAAUCUUUAAAGAUGCAUGGUGGGGUAGAUGGGAUAUCUAAAAAAGUCCGUUCAACAUUUGAUUGUGGCAUAUGUGCUAGUGACUUAGAUACAAGACAAAACAUAUAUGGCGUCAACCGUUAUGUAGAGAAGCCUUCAAGAAGUUUCUGGAUGUUUGUUUGGGAUGCAUUGCAGGACAUGACCCUUAUCAUUCUUAUGGUCUGUGCAUUGCUAUCUGCUGUAGUUGGUCUGGCAUCAGAGGGUUGGCCGAAGGGCAUGUAUGAUGGCUUGGGAAUAAUACUCAGCAUUUUCUUAGUUGUGAUGGUUACUGCUCUUAGUGAUUAUAAGCAGUCACUACAGUUUAAGGAGCUAGACAACGAAAAGAAGAAGAUAUUUAUCAAUGUAACCAGAGAUGGUCGUCGACAGAAGAUCUCUAUAUAUGACUUGGUAGUUGGUGAUAUUGUUCAUCUGUCGAUUGGAGAUCAAGUACCUGCUGAUGGAUUGUAUAUCCAUGGAUACUCCCUUUUGAUUGAUGAGUCCAGUUUAUCCGGUGAGAGUGACCCGGUGUAUGUUUCCCAAGAUAAGCCAUUCAUCUUGGCAGGAACUAAAGUACAAGAUGGAUCUGCUAAGAUGAUAGUAACUGCUGUCGGUAUGCGCACUGAAUGGGGAAAGUUGAUGAGCACAUUGAGCGAGGGAGGAGAGGAUGAGACACCACUGCAGGUUAAACUAAAUGGUGUUGCGACCAUUAUAGGAAAGAUUGGACUGUUAUUUGCCGUAUUGACAUUUUUAGUUCUGAUGGUGAGAUUCCUUGUUGAAAAAGCCAUGACCGUUGGUCUGCUGAAAUGGAAUUCUACUGAUGCAUUGACUAUAGUAAACUACUUUGCAACAGCGGUCACUAUUAUAGUUGUUGCUGUACCUGAAGGGUUGCCCUUGGCUGUUACGUUGAGUCUUGCAUUUGCAAUGAAAAAAUUAAUGAAUGAUAAAGCACUUGUUAGACAUCUUUCCGCAUGUGAAACAAUGGGAUCUGCUGGUACCAUCUGCACAGAUAAAACUGGAACUUUGACAACUAACCAUAUGGUCGUUGAUAAAAUAUGGAUAGCUGAGGUUUCAAAGUCAGUUACCGGUAACAAUAAUUUUGAAGAUCUUAGUUCCAUGGUUCCUUCAGGCACCAGGAGUCUGCUUUUACAGGGCAUAUUUGAGAAUACUAGCGCUGAGGUGGUCAAAGAAAAAGAUGGUAAACAAACUGUCUUAGGAACUCCAACAGAAAGAGCAAUAUUAGAAUUUGGCUUGAGUUUGGAAGGGGAUUGUGAUGCUGAGUAUACGACCUGCACCAAGGUUAAGGUUGAGCCUUUCAAUUCGGUCAAGAAGAAGAUGGCAGUGCUGGUUUCAUUACCCGGUGGUACCGCCAGAUGGUUCUGCAAAGGUGCAUCAGAAAUUAUAUUGCAGAUGUGCAGCAUGGUGAUUGAUAGUGAUGGAAAUGUUAUUCCCUUAUCGGAAGCUAAGAGAAAGAACAUCUUAGAUACUAUCAACUCUUUUGCUUCAGACGCUCUAAGGACAUUGUGCCUGGCAUAUAAGGAAGUGGAUGGUGUUGACGAGGAUGCGGAUAGUCCAACAAGUGGUUUUACUCUAUUAGCCAUUUUUGGUAUCAAGGAUCCUGUGCGCCCUGGAGUUGAGGAUGCUGUUAAGACCUGUAUGUCUGCUGGUAUCAAUGUGAGAAUGGUAACGGGUGAUAAUAUCAAUACAGCUAAAGCUAUAGCCAAAGAGUGUGGAAUAUUGACUGACGGUGGCAUAGCAAUAGAAGGACCAGAAUUCCAUAGCAAGAGCCCAGAAGAGAUGAGGAACUUAAUACCUAACAUUCAGGUCAUGGCCCGUUCUUUACCACUGGAUAAACACAUGCUCGUGACAAACUUGAGAGGUAUGUUUGAUGAGGUGGUUUCUGUGACAGGUGAUGGUACAAAUGAUGCUCCUGCAUUACACGAAGCAGAUAUUGGGCUUGCAAUGGGCAUUGCAGGAACAGAGGUUGCCAAGGAGAGUGCAGAUGUCAUAGUACUUGAUGACAAUUUCACAACUAUAAUAAACGUCGCAAGAUGGGGUCGUGCAGUUUACAUUAACAUCCAAAAGUUUGUGCAGUUUCAGUUGACUGUCAAUAUUGUUGCUUUAGUCAUCAAUUUUGUCUCAGCAUGCAUCACUGGAAGUGCUCCUCUCACUGCUGUGCAGCUGUUGUGGGUCAAUAUGAUUAUGGAUACAUUGGGAGCUUUAGCAUUAGCAACUGAGCCUCCAAAUGAUGAAAUGAUGAAGAGGCCACCUGUCCGGAGAGGGGAAAGUUUCAUUACCAAGGUCAUGUGGAGAAAUAUCAUGGGCCAAAGUUUAUAUCAGUUAUUUGUACUUGGAGCUCUCAUGUUUGGUGGGGAAAGGCUUCUGAACAUCAAGGGUGCAGAUUCCAAAUCCAUCAUAAAUACACUAAUAUUCAACUCUUUCGUCUUUUGUCAGGUAUUCAAUGAAAUAAACAGCAGAGAAAUGCAGAAGAUCAACAUUUUCCGUGGCAUCAUCAGCAACUGGAUCUUCAUGGCAGUCAUAGCUGCGACUGUAGCAUUUCAAGUGGUGAUUAUAGAGUUUCUUGGCACUUUUGCCAGCACUGUUCCACUCAAUUGGCAGCAUUGGCUGCUAAGCGUCGGCCUUGGGUCCAUCAGUCUGAUUGUUGGUGUCAUCUUGAAGUGCAUACCCGUUGGGUCAAGUGAAAAUUCUGCAACUCCAAAUGGCUACAGGCGACUUGCCAGUGGUCCUGAUGACAUAUAGCUGAAGAGCAAUCCCUAAUAAACAACAGUAUAAUCCAGGUGCACAAUGG